AUGAGCGAGGACGAGCAGGCUUGUAUCUUAACUUCUCUGCCUAAGUCCCCUCAGCAUCAGCUUGUGCAAGCAAGAAACAAUCUGAGGGUUAGCAUGAUGUCUGAAACUCGUGUUGCUAGGAAGCGAAUCAGGACGGUAGAGUAUGAGAACCAGAAUCUUCGCCUUGCUGUGGAAAUGGCCAAGCAGGAAGCCUUGUCUUUUCGUCAGGAUAAGAAGGAGUUGGAAUGCAACAUUGAUUCCUUGAAAGAUGAAAAUGCUCAACUUCGGGAAGAUGUGGAAGUUCAUCGAGAUCGGAUUAUUGAACUUCGUGCGAUGUUAGACAAAGCUAAGAAAACAGUCAUGGAUCGUUCGGAUGAGGUCAAGCUUCUACGAGAUCAAAAUGAUAGAUUUAUUGAGUGGCAAUCCGAUCAUCAUCCUUUACUAUUGCAUGCGGAAGAUGAUAGAGAGGAAUUGGAUCGUCUUAAGCGAGACUAUGCUCAACUUGAGAGAGAGCAUGAUAAGCACAUGUUAUCGUGUUCGGCUGGCGAUGUUGCCAUAACUCCUGCGGAGGCGCAAAUUAGUGCUUUAAAUAAUCAAAAGUCCCAAGUGGAACAGACCUUAGCUUCUGCUAGUAAGCGCAAUGCAGAGUUGGAGAAGCAAUUGGAGGAAGUGAAGGCAGCAAGGCAAGGUCUUGACGAAGAGUUCAACGAAUUGGUGAAUAGUCACGAGGAGGAGUUGGAGGCUGAACGUGCUGAUAAGAAUCAAAAGUUAAGCGACCUUCGUGCCGAGUACAAGGUUCUGAUGACACAGUCUUGCAAGGCCGCCGUCCUUCGUGAACGUCAAAGGGUCGCUGCUGCUGCUGCUGCCAAUGUGGUGGUUCCUCCUCAACCCGUCGAGCGCGAGCCCGAGCAAGUUGCUCCCGAUGCUGUCGAGGGAGAGGAUUAG
Molecule: messenger RNA, 924 nt
Organism: Papaver somniferum (opium poppy)
Lineage: Eukaryota; Viridiplantae; Streptophyta; Magnoliopsida; Ranunculales; Papaveraceae
Product: myosin-7B-like
Exons: 4
Coding region: 1-924 (307 amino acids)
Source: RefSeq, a predicted model, not a curated record